UCAUUUCCUUGGGUCAGGUGGCCAUGCUCAGAAUACCUGCAGUGCGGGAUUACUUCAAAAUCGACAAGAUGGUGGAGCAUAAAAAAGACAACCUUCCAAUAAAGAAGAAAGGCUUCGUUAAGGGGAUGAAAGAAUCAUGGGAAAAUAUGAAAAUAACAAAAGAAAUUGAAGAGCGCCAACGUCUGGAUGAAAUCCGUUUUGCCAAAGCCGGCAAGGGUCCCUUAGUGAAGACAUUCAAAUAUGAUCCUACCAAACCACAACCUGCGACGGGAAACACAAGUACGAGUACGUCCACGGUACACGCGAAAAAGGCUUAAGUUAGUGUGCUAUUAGUUGUUACAGUUUAGUUUUACCAGUUGAACGCUUGAAAUGUAAAUUUUAAUAAAGAAAAGAUUGCGGCAAAUCGUCGCACGCCUUCAAGCUUUAAAA
Messenger RNA from Rhagoletis pomonella (apple maggot), 429 nucleotides. Its product is annotated as mitochondrial inner membrane protein OXA1L-like. The coding region runs from base 24 to 317 and encodes 97 amino acids. NCBI's taxonomy places the organism in Eukaryota, Metazoa, Arthropoda, Insecta, Diptera, Tephritidae. The transcript is spliced from 3 exons. The record is from RefSeq and is a predicted model, not a curated record.